Messenger RNA from Homalodisca vitripennis (glassy-winged sharpshooter), 3128 nucleotides. Its product is annotated as 4-coumarate--CoA ligase-like. Gene Ontology annotation, molecular function: long-chain fatty acid-CoA ligase activity. The transcript has 9 exons. Gene Ontology annotation, biological process: long-chain fatty acid metabolic process; fatty-acyl-CoA biosynthetic process. The record is from RefSeq and is a predicted model, not a curated record. Lineage: Eukaryota; Metazoa; Arthropoda; Insecta; Hemiptera; Cicadellidae. The coding region runs from base 79 to 1911 and encodes 610 amino acids.
UAUUCUCGUGCUGUCGUCAGACGUCAGUCUAGUCUACUUGCUCUAGCUGAAGCCACCGGAUACGAUUCAACUCUGAUUAUGGCCAAGUGCAUAACUUCUGUGUGGGCUGUCGUGUUUUCGGGCAAACAGUCAUUCCUGACCAAAAGCAUUUGCGCGCGGAAAUGUUCUAGUGGUGUUUCCGUGAAAACCGUGUUAAACGGAACCCGUCUGUUGAGUGGCGUGAAACAUCGCUCAUCGGUGUCAACCGUGAGGUACGAGUCCAGCGGUCCGACAGAGUACAUUGUCGAGUCCCCACUCGGACCCGUCAAUGUCCCGGACAUGUCCCUGCCAGCAUACAUCUGGAAAGAUUUCGAGGAGUGGUCGGACAAACCAGCUGUUACUUGUGGCAGCAGCGGGCGUAGCUACACAUUUGGGGAGGCAAGGUUUAUUUCUCACGCUUUCGCCAUCGCUCUGCUUCAGCGCCUGCAGCUCAAGAAAGGGGAUGUAGUGGGAGUAUUGAUGCCUAACAUUCCUGAAUAUGUGUUUGCUAUCUACGGAGCGAUGGAGGCGGGACUGGCUGUCACGUUUGUGAAUCCCCUCUACACCACUGGGGAGAUUCUGAGGCAGUUUGAGAAUGCAGGGGUGAAAUGUUGCAUCACUAUCCCUCAGCUGUUCCCAGUCUCUGAGGCGAUUGGUCCCAAGCUGAAGAACUACAAGGGCACAAUCGUCGUGGGUGGAGAGACAGAUCAACGCAACCGAGUGUUCGGGUUUAAGGAUAUUGUCACCUCAGCUAAACCCAAUGUUUUACUGCCAGAAGUUGAUCCAAAUGAGGUUGCCCUGCUGCCGUACUCUAGUGGAACAACAGGCAUGCCGAAGGGGGUGAUGUUGUCUCACCGCAACUGUGUGGCCAACCUGUGUCAGUGCAACCACCCUGCCCUAGUCAACCAUGUACCUACUUCAGACAGCUACCAGGAGCGUAUACUCAGUGUACUCCCAUUCUUCCACAUCUAUGGGUUCAAUGGUAUCCUCAAUACUUCUCUGUCUUAUGGAAUGCAUAUGAUAUCAAUCCCUAAGUUCACACCAGAAUCAUACAUUGAAUGCGUGCUUAAGUACAAGCCCACUGUCCUGUUUGUGGUGCCUUCCUUGUUAUUGUUCCUCGCCUCACACCCCGCGGUCAAGUCUGAACAUCUUGCCUCUAUCAAGGAAGUCACCUGCGGUGCAGCCCCAGCUACCAAGAGUCUCAUGGAUAAGUUCCUGGAGAAAGUUGCCCGUACUGACAUAAACAUUAGACAAGGUUAUGGCAUGACAGAAACAUCGCCUGUAACUUUGUUCACUCCCAACAACAUGCCAGAGAGUAAGUCUGGGUCUACUGGACAGCUGGUGUUGGGUACAAGAGCAAAGAUUGUCAGUCUCAAAACUGGAGAAAAUCUGCCUCCUCAUGGUUCGGGAGAACUCUGCGUGCAAGGCCCUCAGGUAAUGAUUGGAUACUUGAACAAUGAACAAGCUACAAAGGAGACGAUUGACGAAGAAGGAUGGCUACACACAGGUGAUGUUGCAUACUACGAUGAGGAUGGGUACUUCUACAUUGUCGACAGGACCAAGGAACUCAUCAAAGUCAAAGGCAAUCAGGUAUCCCCAACUGAACUGGAGAGCAUAAUAAUGCAGAUGCCAGGAGUGGCAGAUUGUGCAGUCGUUGGUAUUCCUGACAUUCUUUCUGGUGAAAUUCCUCGAGCUUUUGUUGUCCUGAGGCCAGGACAUCACUUAACUGAGUCUGAAGUAUGCUCAUUUCUGGAGCCAAAGGUCGCACCUUACAAGAAACUAGCAGGAGGUGUUAGGUUUUUGGAUGUAAUUCCUAGAAAUCCAGCUGGUAAAGUUCUUAGAGAUGAAUUGAAAGUUUUUGGUGCCAAUAUAGAAGAAGUUGCUUCUAGCUAACUGCUUUUCUUCACAAUAAUAAGCUGUUUCUUAUUAAAUACAUACAAAUCAGAAAACAUCAGGUAUUAAUAUCAUUAGCCCUCUCCCCAAGGCUUAAAGACUAAUGUAGGAACUCAAAGAACGUUUAAGCUAAUAUUUGAAAUUUUCCGGAAAAGAAUGUGAAUAGUUAACUAUAUCUAAUACGGCUGCAAUAAUCUACCCUAAAAAUGGCUAUUUAGUCAAUAUUUUCAAUUUUGGAUCUGGAUAAUAAUUGCAAAUUUAAUAUACUUUCAAAUCAUGGGAGCAACAUUAAUUUCUUUUUUUACUUACAAACACAUUGGGUGUUAUUAUAAUUUACAACUAUUUAACAGUGGCUAUGAUACACAAAACAAUAUAAGAAAUGAAAAACAUUUGUUUUAUUAUUAGUCGUAUCAACAAAAUCGUAACAUUGGUGACUCACACAAAAAUUAUGUUUACAUGUUUUAUUGAUUAUAUUAUUCACCAGGAAAACUUGACUAUGUCACUUGAACGAAAUUCGGUUAUUGGUUACAUAGAUGACAGCUGAUUACAGUACUUAAAAAUAACGAAGGGAGAAAGCAAAAUAACCAAAUAUUUGGAACGUUUUAAGCAUUUGAGGAAAUAAUUAAUUUCUUCUAUCCAUUUUGCGUACUUCUGUCUAAAGGCAUUAGAGUAUAUUCAUAAAAGAAUUAUUAUCAACGUGUAGAAAUUAAAACAUGGACCUGUUAGAAUGUAUAGUUUUCUUUUACAUUACGUUAAAGAUAAAGGCUUUCCAUCUCAAAUAUAAGUCUUACAACUUUUAAAACUAUACUUCUAAAAUUUGCAAUUUGCUUUAAAAUAUGCUCAUUUGAUAUUACUGUAAAGAUAUAUAUACUCCCAAAAAUCACGAAGAUAAGACUGUGGUUAUUUGUUUGAGAUUGUAUAAACUGACAAUUUGUUUUAUGUGUAAGCUUAGUUUAAGAUAGUUUUAGAAUAAUUUGAGUUGUAUAGAGUAUUUUAAGUAGUGUAUUGUGAUUGAACUGCACUUGUAUAUGUUUUUUUAAAGCAUUUUUUGUUUAUUUUUAUCUAUAUGUUAUGAUUUAUUAUUAAUAAUCGGUAAUUAUAAUCUGAUUGUUAAGUUUAUAAGUGACUUAAUUAUUAUACGGAUCAUAAGUAUUGACCGAAUUUCAGUUUUAUUAAUUUUGUUGUUAUCACAAAAAAUGAAUAAAAGUUCACAAGUU